Messenger RNA from Gambusia affinis (western mosquitofish), 4034 nucleotides. RefSeq lists its product as uncharacterized. Gene Ontology annotation, molecular function: nucleic acid binding. The transcript is spliced from 2 exons. The record is from RefSeq and is a predicted model, not a curated record. Lineage: Eukaryota; Metazoa; Chordata; Actinopteri; Cyprinodontiformes; Poeciliidae. The coding region runs from base 140 to 3631 and encodes 1163 amino acids. Gene Ontology annotation, biological process: DNA integration.
UGAGAUUCUCCUGCUGAUAGGAAGAGACCUGUUGAGAGUGCACAAAGUACGGAAACAGAUAAACGGACUGAAUAAUGAACCAUUUGCACAAAAGUUGGAUCUCGGCUGGGUGGUAGUCGGUGAUGUCUGUGUCAAUGGAAUGCAUGGGCCUCCAACAGUGAGCAGCAUGAAGACAUACAUAUCUGACAGUGGCAGACCUUCUACAUUUGUAGAGUGUGAGAACAAAAUGAAAGUAAGAGACUUGUACACAGAAACAUCAGACACACUUUCAGUGUUUUCAAGAACAAUUUAUGAUCACCAGUUAGCUCCCUCUAUUGAAGACAAACGCUUCUUGGAAGUAAUGGAAAAAGGCUUUCUCCAAGAUGAUUCAAAUAGCUGGGUCGCCCCUCUCCCAUUCCGGCAUCCUCGUCGCAAGCUACCUAAUAACAGAGAAUAUGCAGAGAAGCGUUUUGCCUCUCUGGAACGCAAUCUUCAGAAAAAACCUGAAAUGAAAAGACACUUUUUUGAGUUUAUGCAAAGGCUAUUUAAUAAUCAUCACGCUGAGCUUGCUCCACCACUCGAAGAAGAAAAGGAAAGGUGGUACUUACCCACUUUUGGAGUUUAUCAUCCACAAAAGCCCAGCCAAAUACGUGUCGUGUUUGAUUCAUCUGCACAGUUUGACGGCGUCUCACUGAAUGAUGUUUUGCUGCAGGGUCCAGACCUAAAUAACAGUCUGCUUGGAGUUCUGAUGAGAUUCAGAAUAGGCCCAAUCGGAGUUUUAGCAGAUAUAGAACAGAUGUUCCACUGCUUUGUGGUUCAAGAAGAGAGCAGAGACAUGCUCAGGUUUUUGUGGUACCGCGACAAUCAGCCAGGAAAUGAAGUGGUUGAAUACCGCAUGAGAGUUCACAUAUUUGGGAACAGCCCAUCACCUGCAAUCGCCAUUUAUGGCCUACGGAGGGCAGCAAAGGAAAUGGAGCAAGUCUAUGGCAGCAAAACAACAGAGCUAGUGGAGAGACAUUUUUACAUGGACGACGCACUGCUGUCUUUCACAUCAGAAGCUGAGGCCACAAAGACAGUAGAGCAGCUUCAAGAAAUGCUAUCCGUUUCCAACCUGCGACUUCAUAAGAUAGCGUCAAACAGUGUCAAUGUCAUCAACCACUUCCCAGCUGAAGACAGAGCCAAGGAUAUAAAAGAUCUGGAUCUGUUCACAGAUGAUCUCCCCGUACAGCGCAGCCUGGGGGUUAUCUGGAACCUCAUGACAGACACUUUUACAUUCAAGGUCCCAGAGAAUCAGAAACCAUUCACCAGACGUGGUGUGCUGUCUACAGUAAAUAGCUUAUUCGACCCGUUAGGCUUUCUAGCACCUAUCACAAUAAGAGGAAGAAUGAUUCUCAGAGACAUUACUAAAGAGAAUAUUGAGUGGGAUGCUCCUCUGCCUCAAAGUAAAUAUGAAGAGUGGAAACGUUGGCAAGAGUCCCUCUCAGUUUUGAAAAACCUUCAUAUUCCAAGAACAUACAUCACAUUUCCAGUGAGUCAAGCCAAGACAAUUGAGCUUUGUGUUUUUUCUGACGCAUCAGUACAGGCUAUCUCAGCUGUCGCAUAUUUAAGAGUCACCCAUGAUGAUGGUCAUCAUGAAGUGGGGUUCAUCUUUGGCAAAUCAAAACUUGCCCCCCAGCCUGAGCUAACAGUUCCCAGAUUAGAGCUCUGUGCAGCUGUCCUAGCAGUAGAAGUUGCGGAAACUAUUAUGCAUGAGGUAGAUGUAAAACUGGAUGCAGUCAGGUACUUCUCAGAUAGCAAGGUAGUCUUAGGCUACAUUCACAAUGAGAAAAGAAGAUUUUACGUUUUUGUCAGUAACAGAGUGCAGCGCAUCAGACAAGUGUCUCAGCCUAAUCAGUGGAGAUUUGUGCCCACCGAACUCAAUCCAGCAGAUUGUGGCUCGAGAUCAAUUGGAGCAGAAGAGCUUGUCAACACCCUCUGGUUAACUGGACCAAGAUUCCUCACAGACACGGACUCGACAAAGAUUGGUUCAGACGAACAAUACUUGCUUAUCAAUCCAGAUGAUGACACAGAGGUCAGGGUGAAUGCCACCAAUGCUGUAACAGAGUCAUCAACUCACAAACUAUUUUCAAGUUGCUUUGAACAUUUUUCCAACUGGAAAUCUCUCCUGAAAGCGGUUGCCAGACUCAUUCACAUCGCUCAAAGCUUCUCAAACAAAAACAGCAACAGCUGUCGAGGUUGGCAUUACUGCAACAACAUCUCAUCUUCAGAAAUGGAUAAAGCGGAGCGACUGAUCAUUCACACAGUGCAACAACAGUGCUUCUCACAGGAUAUCUCGGCAGUGAGGAAAGUCCAAAGUCUAUCAAAGAACAGCCCUAUUCUCAGACUCAAUCCAUUCAUCGACAAUGAGGGGCUCCUAAGAGUAGGACGUUUGCAGCAUUCUAUGCUACAAAGAAACGAGUCAAAUCCAGUCAUAAUACCCAACAAACACCACAUUGCGACUCUGCUAGUGCGUCAUCAUCACGAGAGAGUGAAACACCAGGGAAGGCAUCUAACAGAAGGAGCCGUUCGCACCAGUGGACUGUGGUUGGUUGGAGGUAAGCGGCUCAUAAGCACCAUCAUUCACAAGUGUGUGUUUUGCAGAAAGCUACGUGGACUGUCAGAACAACAGCUUAUGUCUGACCUACCUGAAGAAAGGCUCAAAGUGGACCCACCAUUCUCAUAUGUGGGCCUGGAUGUCUUUGGCCCAUGGGAGAUUGUGACAAAACGUACAAGAGGAGGCCAAAUAAACAACAAGAGGUGGGCAGUGUUGUUCACAUGCAUGUCUACCAGGGCCAUCCACAUUGAGGUUGUGGAAACAAUGACUGCCUCAAGCUUCAUCAAUGCUCUCCGGAGAUUCUUUUCACUCCGCGGACCAGCCAAGCAACUAAGGUCUGACAGAGGGACCAACUUUAUUGGCGCCUGUAAUGAGCUGAAACUAUCACCGCAAGAUGCCAAUAACGUGAUCAAAGACUAUCUAACAGAACAGAGGUGCACAUGGGAAUUCAACCCGCCCCAUGCAUCCCACAUGGGUGGGAUUUGGGAAAGAAUGAUUGGGGUUUCUCGUCGCAUUCUAGAUGCUCUACUCCUAGAUGUGAAGCGACCUCAACUCACCCACGAAGUCUUGGUGACCUUCAUGGCAGAGGUCACAGCUAUCGUUAAUGCCAGACCCCUUGUGCCAAUUUCCACAGAUCCUGAAGCUCCACUGGUCUUAACGCCAGCUAUGCUUCUUACUCAGAAAACAGGAGCUCCUCCUCCAGUUCCAGACAACCUGACAGAGAAGGACGUCUUCAAGAGCCAAUGGAAGAGAGUUCAGAUACUAGCCAACAACUUUUGGACAAGAUGGCGGAAAGAAUAUCUCUGCACCCUUCAAGGUCGUCAAAAGUGGCUCGUAAAGAAAACAAAUCUCAAGGAAGGAGAUGUUGUCCUCCUGAAGGAUUCCACUGCAAAGCGCAAUGAGUGGCCCAUGGGACUUGUUGUUAAGACAUACCCCAGCAAGGAUGGACUUGUGAGAAAAGUGGAUGUUAAAGUUGCAAGACAUCAGGGUGUAAAGACAUUCAGCCGACCAAUCUCAGAAUUGGUUCUUUUGUUGACACCUAGUAAUGUGGACAUUUGAUUUAGUGGCAUCUCUUAAAGAUGCCAGGCGGGGAGUGUAGUGAAACCUGUUUAAUUUAAUGUUAUUCAAUGUUGAGUUCAUCUAUUGAGGCCACCUAGUGGUAAAUGUUAUAAUUUUGUCUAUUACCGGUUAACUGACGCCAUCUUGAGGUCACUUUUAUUACGGCAGUUUGUUUACCGAAAGGAAGAAGGCCUGUUGAUCGUCUUGCUCUGAAAGAAGUCUUUUUUGUUGUGUUUUCUUUAAUAUGAAUCCAAAAAAAGGAAAAACGGCAUCGUCUUUUUACACGAUUCUCAUUAAACCCCGCUAAAGAACCAAAUGGAGUGCUUCUUGGUGGACGGAUGAGAAAGUGUUUAGCUACCUGUAUAGCUGAGUUACUGCUAAAAGUGACAGUGCUUAGCGAGGC